CGCCACCCGCCAGAAGAUCAUCAUCAAGCAGAGUGUGCCGGCCACCUGAGCAGCCCCCGCGCUCGGCGGCCUUCAUGCCGAGGCCGCUCGGCCUCCCCGGGCGCGGGCCCCCCCUGGGCGCCACCAUGACGUCCUACCGGCAGGAGCUGGAGAAGUACCGGGACAUCGACGAGGACAAGAUCCUGCAGGAGCUCUCGGCCGAGGAGCUGGCGCAGCUCGACCUGGAGCUGCUCGAGAUGGACCCCGAGAACGUGAUGCUGCCCGCGGGGCUACGGCAGCGCGACCAGACACACAAGAGCCCCACGGGGCCGCUGGACCGCGCGGCCCUGCUGCAGCACCUGGAGAAGCAGGCGCUGGAGGCCGGCGAGCGCGACGACCUGGUGCCCUUCACCGGCGAGAAGAGAGGGAAGCCCUUCGUGCCCAAGGCGCCGGCGCAGGAGGUGCCGCGCGAGGAGCAGGUGACGCUGGAGCCCGAGCUGGAGGAGGCGCUGGCCAACGCCACCGAGGCCGAGAUGUGUGACAUCGCAGCCAUCCUGGGCAUGUACACGCUCAUGAGCAACAAGCAGUACUACGACGCGCUCUGCAGCGGCACCAUCUCCAACACGGAGGGCAUCAACAGUGUGGUGAAGCCGGACAAGUACAAGCCGGUGCCGGACGAGCCGCCCAACCCCACGGACGCGCAGGAGACGCUGCGGCGCAUCCGGGCGGACGACGGCGCCCUGCAGGACGUCAACCUCAACAACAUCAAGGACAUUCCCAUCUCCACRCUGAAGGACAUCUGCGAGGCCAUGAAAACCAACACGCACGUGAGGAAGCUCAGCCUGGUGGCAACCCGCAGCAACGACCCUGUGGCCACCGCCGUGGCCGAGAUGCUCAUGGAGAACAAGACCCUGCAGAGCCUCAACAUCGAGUCCAACUUCAUCACCAGCGCCGGCAUGAUGAGCAUCAUCAAGGCCAUGUACAAGAACAGCACCCUCAGCGAGCUCAAGGUGGACAACCAGUGCCAGCGCCUCGGGGACACGGUGGAGAUGGAGAUGGCCACCAUGCUGGAGCAGUGUCCCUCCGUGCUCCGCUUCGGCUACCACUUCACGCAGCAGGGCCCGCGGGCCCGGGCGGCCAGCGCCAUCACCAGGAACAACGAGCUCCGUCGCAAGCAGAAGAAAUCCUGAGCUUUCCGGACGCUCC
Nothoprocta perdicaria is the source of this 1185-nucleotide messenger RNA. It is a transcript of the gene TMOD4, whose product is annotated as tropomodulin 4. Gene Ontology annotation, cellular component: striated muscle thin filament; myofibril. The record is from RefSeq and is a predicted model, not a curated record. The transcript has 10 exons. Lineage: Eukaryota; Metazoa; Chordata; Aves; Tinamiformes; Tinamidae. Gene Ontology annotation, biological process: pointed-end actin filament capping; muscle contraction; myofibril assembly. The coding region runs from base 75 to 1169 and encodes 364 amino acids. Gene Ontology annotation, molecular function: tropomyosin binding.